UGACAGGGUGGAUGACUUCCAGGAAUUAAGGAGAGACUUUUCAAAUUCGUCUGAUUUUGGAGGCGAUUCGGAGACACCAGCGGUUGGUUGGUUCACUUCAGGCGACAACCCACUAACCCGCAUCCAGCUUCCGGGUGGGCCCUGCCGUUGAAGCGGGUAAAUGGAGCCUGAAGCCGUUGAUUUCCGGGCCACGAUUAGGAACGCCCCCUGAAGGCAUUUAUUGGCUACCAUGCACGUGGGCUGGCGGUGAUUAGGCGGCUUGGAGAGAGGCGGUUCUAUCCACCCGAGCCGACUGUGGCUGGGCCAUGGCGUUCCCGGCCCUUCGCGCGGAGCUGGACUCGCAGGUCCUGCAGCUGCUCGGCGACCUGGAGGAACUGGAGGCCAAGAGGACGGCGCUGAACGCCCGGGUGGAGGAGGGCUGGCUCUUGCUCGCCAAGGCUCGCUACGCCAUGGGCGCCAAGUCUGUAGGACCCCUGCAGUAUGCCUCGAGAAUGGAGCCUCAGGUCUGCGUGCGCGCCAGCGAGGCCCAGGAUGGACUCCAGACCUUCAGGGUGAUCAAAGCUGACGCCCAGACCCCCGAGGAGGUGGGGCCGCACGAGGCUUCUCUGCGUAGGCGCAAGGGUCCUGUCAAGACCCCAGAGUCAGAGUCCUCUGCGGCCCCGAAAGAUCCCCUCAACUGGUUUGGAAUUCUGGUUCCUCACAGUCUCCGGCAGGCCCAAGCCAGCUUCCAGGAUGGCCUGCAGCUGGCUGCAGAUAUAGCUAGCCUUCAGACUCGCAUCACUCGGGGUCAAAGUCAGCUCCGGGGCCUCCAGAAGAAACUGAAAGAGCUCGAUCCUGGACCUGCCUGAUCUGCCUGGCCUGCAUCCACUGAGGCAGGCACUGAGCACAGCGGUUCUUGGUUGUCACUGCCUCCUUACCUCAUGCCUUUUUCCUUCACAAAUAGCUCCUGCCUCAGCUAAUGCCCCUCCUUAAAAUGCCCUUGGCCUAUACUGUUUCCAGCUCUUAGGUAUGACGUUUGAGGAGCUUGUAUGAAACCACUUCUACUCUGUGUUCUAGGACCCCCUCUGCUGGGGUCAUGUUCGAAGCUGUUAAUGUUAGUGAACAAUUGAACAAUCUUAUCAGGCAGCUGGGAUGCUGAAAACUGCACAGACAGUGGCAAGGAAGAGCGGGAGGCUGGAAACUAAGGACAGACUGGGACAGUUCCAGUCAGUAAAAUUGCCUCUAACUGGGCAUGAGGGUACAUGCCUGUAGUCCCAGCAACUCUAGAGGCUGAGACAGGAGGAUUAUUUGAGCACUGGAGUUAGAGACUAGCCAGCUCAACAGAGACCCUUUCUCAAAAAUAACAAAGGACCACACAUACACAAAUACUGAGUAGACUGGUAGCAAGGCAUAAGCCCCUCCUGUAUUUUACUUCUGUUUAAAAAAAAAAAAAGAUUUGACAUCAUUUCAAAGGCAUUGAACUUAACUUUAGCUAACAGCAAACCCCUUAUCUCCUGAAGUCGUUUUUCCUCAUCUGGGAACUAUGUUCUUGCUUCACUUUUCUGAGUUAACUUUUGAGCAGUUUCUGGGGGCUCUCUGUGUUUGAGGGGAAUGCAAUUGUUUAUGAGAUGUAAAUUUUUCUUUCCAGUUUGUUAACAUUGGUUAUAUUGGUUUUUCAACUUUUUAUUGUAAAAUAAAACAUCAAAAUGUAAAGAAUAAUCAAAUAAUGAAUAAAGUAAAAACUAUAGUAACUGUUA
Molecule: messenger RNA, 1736 nt
Organism: Nannospalax galili (Upper Galilee mountains blind mole rat)
Lineage: Eukaryota; Metazoa; Chordata; Mammalia; Rodentia; Spalacidae
Gene: Vma22
Product: coiled-coil domain containing 115
Exons: 5
Coding region: 306-848 (180 amino acids)
Biological process (GO): vacuolar proton-transporting V-type ATPase complex assembly
Cellular component (GO): extrinsic component of endoplasmic reticulum membrane
Source: RefSeq, a predicted model, not a curated record